AUGGCUGCGUCGAACCCUACCAGCAGCGGGCCUAAUUCACCAUACACUGUGUCUGGAGACAAGCCAACGGUCAUCGACCCCAACAUAAGGUUUCCCCGUCGACUCCUUACACUGGUCACCAUCACGACUCUACUCAAUGCUUUGCUUUGGAGCUCGGUGAUUUGCCUUGCCUCCUCUGUAUAUCAGGUCGCAUCUGACCCCAACGAUAUAACAAACAUCGCGCCAGUGGUGUUGACUUCAACAUCAGCUCUUGCCUCGAUAUUCUACACUAUCGUUCACACAGUCUUCUCGUUCAAGCAGAGGGAAUGGUCUCUGAAUCAAAGCCGUGUGUCUACUAUCAAAGAGACUACUUAUGUAGCCGUACGCAUGGUCGUCGCAUUAUGCGCUCUUUGGCUUCUGACCACCGGAUGGAACAUGAUUAUCGUAGCGCGAAGGCCGAUAUGUGAGCAGUCAGGACCACCAGGGCUACAGACCUGGGAGUACGGGCCAAGAUGCCACGUGAGCCGAGUGGGCAUUGCCUUUGCUGUAAUCGCAUUAGUUGCAUCAUUCAUUCUCUUCGGGGUUUUAGCCACAGUCAGACGCCCCUUCGAAGCACACAUAUUCAAGCAUGGGUUUCAGCGAUUCCAUCAUUCGUUUCCAGACUCCCACAAGUCAUCUCCUAUGAGACGUACUUCUAUUGCGUCCGAGAAAAUCCCACUUGGCAGUGGUCCUUCGGUGUCAACAUUCAGAACAUUUGAAUACAAUCUCUCAGAUGCAUGUGUUGAUACGAUAGAUUGGAACUAUCGGCUACCAGACUCAACAAUCCAUACUCCGUCGCCGGUCCGAUCACUCGGGUUGGGCAUCUUCACUUCAGACUCUCUCCCACCUCCUAUUCCGUCUGCCUAUGCAACCCAGUCACCACUGCAACCGGUGGGCACCUUCUCACACUUACCCUACUCUUUAGCAUCUCAACACUCCCUGACACGCCCUCCUCGUCUUUCCGGACGCAGUCGGAGUUCAAGCAUUGCAUCCUCGAUAGUACCGGCGGAGUUCUCGGCGUCCACGAUACGCGCUGUUCACCCACCUCAGUCCUCAAUAGGCCUCGUAUCGCGCUCUCAUCAACACCUGCCCGGCGUAGGCUCUGCUCAUCGCAAACAGUAUGCGAGAUCGACCAUCUCACUUACACGGCCGCGACGUUUGAGUUCUGUCACACCAGCAGGCAGUGUAGGAUGGAGUUCAAGAAGUGGCUCGAUUGGAUCUGACAGGCUCUACAGUCUGAGUUCAACAGAGGGCGGCGCGGUUUGCAAUAAGUCGGUUCCCGAAAUCGCGAAUACUGCUCAGCAUAGCGCAGGCAGGACCGAGAGUAGUACCACAAGCCUCGGGAAAACCGUGCGCUCAUGCAGCGCCCCAGCUUCAGAUGCUCCAGGUGGUGCUGACCAUCCUAGCCAGCCCAGUCGAAUGGCCAUGGGCUGGAAGCCCCAGCUAGCAGAUCAAACAAAUCUCCGAGCCCAAAGUAAAGCAGAAUUCGAGUCAAACAAGCCAUUCCGAUUGCGUCGGUCUACAUCAGCAGGUUUCCUGAGGAACUUCAGUCCCGACGUUAGUCCUUUAGACGAGGAAAUUUCAUUCAGCGACGUAUACGGGCGAGCACUUGACGCAGCAUCCCCGGCAGAUGAGACCUCUCCAACGCAACGCUCCUGGUCCGAUGGCGCUAUGAGACGGCAUGCAGAUGCAACUACAGGGGCGGUUGAUCCUGCACAGGCAGCAGCGGUAAUGCUGAGCAAGAUGCCUGAGGAUAUACGACUGCGUGGUAGUACAUCAUCUGGGGCGCUGAUAGUGAAGAAGAGCAGAUUCGACGACGUGAAGAACAAGCCGUUACCAAGGAUUGCCUAUCUUUAA
Plenodomus lingam JN3 is the source of this 1875-nucleotide messenger RNA. RefSeq lists its product as uncharacterized. The record is from RefSeq and is a predicted model, not a curated record. Lineage: Eukaryota; Fungi; Ascomycota; Dothideomycetes; Pleosporales; Leptosphaeriaceae.